Adineta ricciae is the source of this 1158-nucleotide messenger RNA. The record is from the annotation of a GenBank genome assembly. NCBI's taxonomy places the organism in Eukaryota, Metazoa, Rotifera, Eurotatoria, Adinetida, Adinetidae.
AUGGAUGCAUUUAUGAAAAAACCAUCUGAACAUACACAUGCACCUGAUCCAGAUCGAGUUCACGUCAUGCGAGUUAAAGAUGAAAUAAAAGGUCGUAGUGCAUCAUCGGAUGAAACAACCAGUACAAUAUUAUUCGUUGCAUUAAGAACAAUUCCAUUAAAUGUAGCUGCCGGUUUGCCGACAAACGAUGCAUUGAUGCAAACAAUUCGUCGUGAACGGCAAGCAACGCAACUCGAUGAAAAUGGUCACUUACCUCUUGUAUUCCAUCAAACUGAUUGUGGUAAAAACUUUGUCUCGCACGAAGAUGAUUCAAUGGUUAUAUUUACAUGUGAUAAAAAUCCAUCCGUUUUAAAAGAAUGUCCACAUUGGUUUAUGGACGGAACAUUUAGCAUUUGCCCAAAAAGUUUUUAUCAAUUAUUUACCGUACAUGGAAUGUAUUCACUUCAAAUUAUUCCUCUCGUAUAUGUAGUACUGAUUGGGAAAAAUAGCUAUGAUUAUGAUCAAUUUUUCGAACAAUUAUUGAUGCAUUAUGGCUACGAACCUGAAUCAAUUCUAAUUGAUGAUGAAACUGCUACACGAAAAUCGACUAAAUCAAUAUUCCCACAAGCUGUUCAAAUAGGCAACAUGAAUGCGAAGAAACUAAUGGCUCUUGCGUUUUUACUUGUGUCGGAUGUCACUAUAGGUUAUUCAGCAAUUACUGAUGAUUUUGAUGAAGAAGAUUAUGCCUUACUCGAUUAUUUCGAAAGGGUAUGGACAGGACAAAAAAAAGGAAGAGGUUGGGGGUCGUUUAAUUGUAUUUAUUCAGGUAAUCAACGCAAUAAACCGAAAUUCAGUUUACAUCUAUGGAAUACUUACGAGCGAGUCAUAAAUGACUUGCCAAGGUCAAAUAACGCGGUUGAGCGAUGGCACAAUGCCUUUAACAAUCGAGUAUCGAUCAAAAAUCUUUCAAUCACCAAACUUGCCAAAUGUAUCAUACGUGAACAAUCCCGAUUCGAGAUUGACAUUCAACGACUUCGUACGGGUGAACAGCCAGGGAAAAAGAAAAAAGUUUAUGUAGAUCUCGAUAUUCGAUUGAAAAGAAUUGCCAUGUCUUACAACGUCGACAAUAUCGAAGAAUAUUUAUACCGAAUCGCAGUGAACUUGAAACUCAAUAAUUGA